This is a messenger RNA of Cajanus cajan (pigeon pea), 2642 nucleotides long. Its product is annotated as G-type lectin S-receptor-like serine/threonine-protein kinase At2g19130. The record is from RefSeq and is a predicted model, not a curated record. Gene Ontology annotation, biological process: protein phosphorylation; recognition of pollen. NCBI's taxonomy places the organism in Eukaryota, Viridiplantae, Streptophyta, Magnoliopsida, Fabales, Fabaceae. Gene Ontology annotation, molecular function: protein serine/threonine kinase activity; ATP binding.
UAUGAGAUGGACUUGUUCCUUCCAUUCAUCUUUUAUUUUUCAUCUAUCUCCACUACCAUUGCUAGCAACGUACAACAUCAACAUGAGGAACCCACGCUUCAGCCUCUCACUUCUCAUACUCCUUUUCUCAAUAUUCACCAACAAUUCCCUUGCAGCUCUCACCACCGUCUCCACAAACCAAACUCUAACUGGUGACCAAACCCUCGUCUCAAAAGGUGGAAUCUUCGAACUCGGUUUCUUCAAGCCAGGUAACUCCUCUAACUACUACAUAGGCAUAUGGUACAAAAAGAUUAGCCAAAGAACAAUUGUUUGGGUAGCUAAUAGAGACAACCCAGUCUCUGAUAAGAACACUGCAAAAUUAACAACAUGGGGUGGUAAUUUAGUUCUCUUGGACGCCUCUUCAAAUAAAGUUUGGUCAACAAACAUUACUUCUCCAAGUUCACCUUCUGUUGUAGUAGCUGUGCUCCUAGAUUCCGGGAAUCUUGUCUUAACAGAAAGUCCUAGUGAUGCUUCUGCUUCAGACUCACUCUGGCAGAGUUUUGAUCACCUAACAGACACGUUCCUUCCGGGUGGCAAAAUUAAACUAGACCAUAAAACAAAGAAGCCUCAAUACCUGACUUCAUGGAAGAACAACGAAAACCCUGCCACGGGUCUCUUCUCUCUCGAACUAGACCGAUCCGGUGCUUAUAUCAUUCGUAGGAACAAGUCUGAAGAAUAUUGGACAAGUGGUCCCUGGAAUGGACACAUUUUCAACUUGGUUCCCGAGAUGAGGUUGAAUUAUAUCUUCAAUUUCUCCUUUGUGUCGAACGAGAACGAGAGCUAUUUAACAUACUCCGUGUAUAACUAUUCUAUUUUAUCUCGGUUAGUGAUGGAUGUCACGGGGCAGAUCAAGCAACUCUCGUGGUUGGAGAAUGCUCAGCAAUGGAACUUGUUUUGGUCACAACCGAGACAACAGUGUGAGGUAUACGCCUUUUGUGGUGCGUUUGGGAGCUGCGCUGAGAACUCGAUGCCUUAUUGUAGCUGUUUGACUGGUUUUGAGCCACAGUCACCCUCUGAUUGGAAUCUGGGGGAUAAUUCAGGUGGGUGCGAGAGGAAAACCAAGUUGCAAUGCAAUAAUUCCGAUCCCUCUAACGGGGAUAAGGAUAGGUUUUUUGCAAUUUCAAACAUGGCCUUACCUAAACAUGCAGAAUCCGUUGGAGUAGGGAAUGCAGAGGAAUGUGAAUCAACCUGUUUGAGUCACUGCUCCUGCACAGCUUAUGCAUAUGACAGUAACGGGUGUUCAAUUUGGUUUGGCAACCUUCUGAAUGUGCAACAACUAUCUUUAGACGAUAGUAGUGGACAAACUUUGUAUCUCAGACUUGCAGCAUCUGAAUUCAAUGAUGGUAAAAACAGAACCGGGAUGAUUAUCGGUGUGGUUGUAGGCGGGUUUUUUGUCAUUGGUGUUCUCUUGGCCCUUCUGUUUGUCAGGAAUAAUCGAAGAAAGGAAACAGUUGGAACCGUGGAGGGUUCGUUGGUGGUAUUUAGGUACGGAGAAUUGCAAAAUGCAACCGAGGAUUUCUCUGAGAAAUUGGGAGGAGGAGGAGGGUUUGGUUCUACUUUCAAAGGAAUAUUGAAUGAUUCCAGCGUGGUAGCAGUGAAGAAAUUGGAAAGUAUUGGACAAGGAGAGAAGCAUUUCCGAACAGAAGUUAGUACAAUAGGGACAGUGCAUCAUGUAAACCUUGUUAGGCUACAUGGAUUCUGCUCUGAAGGUGGCAAAAGGUUUCUAGUUUAUGAUUACAUGCCAAAUGGCUCAUUGGAUUCCCAUUUGUUCCAGAACAAGAACUCUAAGGUGGUAUUGGAUUGGAAAACGAGAUACCAAAUUGCUUUGGGAACAGCAAGGGCAUUGGCUUACCUUCAUGAGAAAUGUAGACACUGUAUCAUACACUGUGAUGUAAAGCCAGAAAACAUUCUCCUAGAUGCUGAUUUUUGUCCCAAGGUUGCAGACUUUGGCUUGGCUAAACUUGUUGGAAGGGACUUCAGCAGGGUAUUGACAAGUAUGAGAGGAACAAGGGGUUAUCUUGCUCCUGAGUGGAUUUCUGGGGUGCCUAUCACAGCCAAAGCUGACGUGUACAGCUAUGGAAUGAUGCUUUUUGAGUUUGUAUCAGGUAAGAGAAACUCUCAGCCAUUUGAUGAUGGCCAAUUUACCUUCUUUCCUACCUUUGCAGCAAAUGUUGUUGUCCAAGGUGGAAAUGUUCUAAGCCUUUUGGACCCUAUUUUGGAGGGAAAUGCUGACACUGAAGAGGUAACACGAUUAACAACAGUUGCAUCGUGGUGUGUACAAGAAAAUGAGAGUCAUCGGCCAACCAUGGAUCAGGUAGUUUAUAUCCUUGAUGGGGUCUUGGACGUGAAUUUACCUCCAAUUCCAAGAUCUCUUCAAGUGCUUCUCGACAACUAGGAGAAUUUUGCUUAAUUGUUAUGAAGAAAAUUUUAGAAUAAGAUUUGUGUCUUAUAUCUUUACUGAGUCAGCAGGUCAGUUAGUUGUUAGUUCUGUUUUGGAGAGGAAGUUAGAGUUUAAAUAAUAGUGGGAUAGAUUGAUUUCAUAGAUUCUUGUAUUGUAAUCUUUCAGUAUUUUUCGGGUCAAUUAUAAUACUCUCUUCGGAUUC